AUGUCCAAGCAUCUCACCUACAUCGUGUGUCCCGACGGCAAACACAAGAACAAGCUGCAGAUUAUCAAAGAGUGCGAGAAGGCAGAGCAUUCGCAUCACGGGCUGCCUGUCGGGUACAAGAUUGUAGCGGACGAGCUGAAUGCAGGCGACAUUCCUAGCGCUCUGCAGACUCAAGCGGAUGAGGAUGUGCAUUACCAAGAAACCUUCCACGUUAGGCGCAUCCAGCAGCACACUCAAGUGGGGGAUGACGGGAUCGUAACGUUCGAUGUGCGGGAUGAUAUGCAGACUGCUAAGCGACAAGAAAGGGCAGGUCCAUCUGCAGAGAGUGGUGGGCACAAGAACGCUUGA
Molecule: messenger RNA, 348 nt
Organism: Klebsormidium nitens
Lineage: Eukaryota; Viridiplantae; Streptophyta; Klebsormidiophyceae; Klebsormidiales; Klebsormidiaceae
Source: the annotation of a GenBank genome assembly